Molecule: messenger RNA, 598 nt
Organism: Radiomyces spectabilis
Lineage: Eukaryota; Fungi; Mucoromycota; Mucoromycetes; Mucorales; Radiomycetaceae
Product: 50S ribosomal protein L36e
Exons: 2
Coding region: 292-597 (101 amino acids)
Biological process (GO): cytoplasmic translation
Cellular component (GO): ribosome; cytosolic large ribosomal subunit
Molecular function (GO): structural constituent of ribosome
Source: RefSeq, a predicted model, not a curated record
GUAAAUGCCGUUUUUUGCCUUUUUUUUUUUAUUUCACACCUUUUUGUGAAUCCCAAAAUGCUGUGCUGCUGUUUGGACUCAAAUCUCCGACAACCAAAUCCGGACCGCAUCACCGAACACCGGAUUUGGGAACCCGAGGCGGAAGAUGGUGGAGGGAUGGCCUCUUUGGGUGGGAGCUGCGGCUGGAUAGGGAUGAGGGGAGAGGGGAAAGCAAGACCAAGGCAGUAGCGAGAUUUUGUGAAGCAUCCAUACCAUCCAACGUCAUCCCUCUUUCAUCCUUACACAUCUAUCAUGGCUGCUUCAAAAACUGGUAUUGCAGUUGGUCUUAACAAAGGUCACAUCGUCACUCGCCGUGAAUUGAAGCCUACCAUUUCUUACAAGAAGGGUGCUGCUUCCAAGCGUACCACUUUUGUCAAGAGCAUUGUCCGUGAAGUUGCUGGCUUUGCUCCUUAUGAACGUCGCGUUAUGGAAUUGAUCAAGAACUCCAAGGACAAGCGUGCCAAGAAGCUUACCAAGAAGAGACUCGGUACUUUUCUCCGUGCCAAGAAGAAGAUUGACGAACUCCAAGCUGUCAUUGCUGAAUCUCGCCGUCAUUAAA